This is a messenger RNA of Exophiala spinifera, 1050 nucleotides long. RefSeq lists its product as uncharacterized. The coding region runs from base 1 to 1050 and encodes 349 amino acids. The transcript is spliced from 3 exons. The record is from RefSeq and is a predicted model, not a curated record. Lineage: Eukaryota; Fungi; Ascomycota; Eurotiomycetes; Chaetothyriales; Herpotrichiellaceae.
AUGGAUCCUGCUACAGCAAUUUCCACCGCCGCUGCUGUAAUCGACCUUGUGAUCUUUGGGUACAAAGUCAUUGCAUGUGCUGUCGAGCUCAGAAGUUCCGCCCAAGGAGCCCUGGAAGAGAACAUCGACCGAGAGACUAUUGCCCGUGACAUCCAGUAUGUCCUUGGAAACUUGCACGGUUCAAACGAAGCGGACGGAGACCGGGAACUCGAAGACCUGAGACAAAGAGCGCUGAAAGUCGCCACAGAGCUCUCGAUAGAACUCAAUAAACUCAAGGUGACGCCUAAUGGGUCGAAACAGGAAGCGCUUAAGAAGGCUCUUCGUAGUCUAUGGAAGAGGAAAGAUAUCUUGAAUUUGGAGGAUCGAUUGAGGGGCUUGAGCCAGGAGAUCAACCUUCACCUCACUACUGACGCAAAUAAGCUGCUCAAUGAGAUGACCGAAGCUCAACGAAGCCAAGUGACGAAAAUACUCGAUGAAAUCGAACAACAGUCUAAGGAGCUCCGUGCUCAGCUGAUUGACCAGCAAGCAAAAAAUCGAGAAGAGACUCACUUAUUACGCCAGUCGGUCGACGCAGUCAAGGAAGAAACCGCCAGUAUCCGCGAGAGUCUCGACAAAGUAGUCGACGGGUCUCAGGGAACCAAAAUCAUCCUCGAACAAAUAUUAGAGGCUGGCGCAGAUCUACAAGAUCGCUUCAAAAGGGUUGAAGAACUGCUUGCACAACCAGAGCCGAACCAGUCUGAGCUCACCACCGGAGCAGUUAAUCAGGUCUUUGAAGCUCUUGCAUGGUACUGCAACAGAAAGACAGCAGCGGACGUGCUAUUGCAGCAAAAGUCGGACGAGACUGCAUCCGCGUUCCCCGUCACAGGCCAUGUGUACACUGCCAGUGUUCAGGUACGUGGUAGAGGGAAGCUAGUGCAAGGCAAUAUUGGUCCUGCACAAAAGCACGACGCCAAGCAUACGUUUGGAGGCAGCAUGAAUGUAACGGACGAUGCGAAGGUCGUGAGUGGGAACAUCUCCGAGCUGGGCUUUGCGGCAAGUUUCCUCUCAUGA